Messenger RNA from Phalacrocorax carbo (great cormorant), 6740 nucleotides. Lineage: Eukaryota; Metazoa; Chordata; Aves; Suliformes; Phalacrocoracidae. The record is from RefSeq and is a predicted model, not a curated record.
CGCGCCCGUGAGGGAAGGCGGCCGAGCGCGGCCCGCUCGGACUCACGCUGCGCGGCAGAGCCGCUCUCCUCCGCCGCACACCAGUGCUGCCGCCCCGGCACAGAGUCGUGUUUACCUUCCGGGGCGGCGGGCCGGAGUUCCGGGGCGGAACGCCUGUGCUGGCCGGCCCGUCUCCGGGCCGUGUGGGAGGAGGGAGUGGGUCUGGUGGACGGAGGGUGCGAGGCUCGCAGCCGCCAUGAAUGGUUCACAGAACAAUGACACUAAAAGACAGUUUCUUCUUGAACGGCUACUGGAUGCAGUUAAACAGUGUCAAAUACGGUUUGGAGGAAGAAAAGAAAUUGCUUCAGACUCUGAUAGCAGAGUCACUUGUUUGUGUGCUCAGUUUGAAGCUGUGUUACAGCAUGGUCUGAGGAGGAGCCGAGGAUUAGCAUUAACAGCAGCAGCGAUCAAACAGGCAGCAGGUUUCUCUAGUAAAACUGAAACAGAGCCAGUGUUUUGGUACUAUGUGAAAGAAGUUCUGAAUAAACAUGAACUGCAGCGCUUUUACUCUCUGAAGACAAUUACUACAGAUAUUGGUAGAGGCCGGGCUUGGUUGCGCUGUGCGUUAAAUGAACAUUCCCUGGAAAGAUAUGUUCAUAUGCUGCUUGCAGAUAAAAAUCGGCUCAGUGUCUUCUAUGAAGACUGGUCUUUUAUGAUGGAUGAAGAACGUUCUAGUAUGAUCCCCACAAUGGCAGCUGGUCUGAACUCCAUUCUUUUUGCAAUCAACAUUGAUAAUAAGGAUUUAAAUGGGCAGAGCAAAUGCACACCCACAGUGUCUGAUUUGCUAAAGGAAUCGACGCAAAAUGUAACCUCAUUAUUGAAGGAAUCCACUCAGGGUGUUAGCAGCCUUCUUAGAGAGAUAACUGCAUCAUCUGCUGUCUCCAUUCUAAUAAAACCUGAUCAAGACACUGACCCACUUCCUGUUCUCUCAAAGAAUGUAAAUGCUGAUUUGAAAUAUAAAAAAGAUCGGAAAAAGAAGAAGAGAGUGACAAAUAUUAUCUCAUUUGAUGAAGAGGAAGAUGAGCAAAAUAUGGGGGAUUCCACAAAGACUCUGACUGCGGGAGAAAGUUCAGAGGAGAGUAUAGACAGAUCUUCAGUUUUUGUAUUACCCUCAUCUGAAAGCACUCUGGGCAGAAAUUUGAAUGGGUAUGAAAGUAACCGUUUGUGGAGGAGCAAUUCAGUGUUCAUGAAUGGAGAGUAUGAAUACCAGAAACUAGAUGUGAAGAGCAUUGAUGAUGAAGAUGCAGAUGAGGAUGAGCUAUAUGGAAAAAUGUUAGGGAAUAAAGACACAGAAGGUGAAACUGAAGCUUCUGAAAAGCGUCAUGAAAUAGGCACAUGCAAUUCUCAGAUAUGCAACUGGACUCCUCUGCAGGUCCUGAAUGAUGACUCAGAUGUUCUAUUUCCUGUCAGUGCCAUUGGCUCUUACUCCCAAACAGAUAACUUGGAGAAUGGAGAGGGGCAUGAACAUGUUCAUGCAGUAGAACUGGUUCCAAGAAGAUCUGAUCUUCCUUACGGAGUGGAAGUCAGUCCUCCAGCUCAAGUGAAUACUUUAAGCAAUAUGUUGCCUUCAGCCACUGUGCCAGAAUCCAUGACAAUUAAUGAACUUCGCCAAGCUAUCGUGGCCAUGAUGAAUAGAAAGGAUGAACUUGAAGAACAGAAUAGAUCUCUGAGAAAUCUUCUUGAUGGAGAGAUGGAGCAUUCUGCAGUGCUAAGGCAGGAAAUGGACAACUGGAGAAGGAAAGUAGCAGAACAGGAAGAGCGACAUGCCACGAAAGUCCAAGCCUUGGCAAGAGAAAAUGAGGUGCUAAAAGUACAACUUAAGAAGUAUGUAGGAGCUGUCCAGAUGCUCAGAAGAGAAGGUCAAACAGUGGAAGUUCUGCCAAACAUUUGGAGCACUGAUGGUGAAUUUACUAUUCCAGAGCAAAAGCAAGUAGAAAACAAUGAGGAACUGGCCAACUCUUACGAAAGAAAAUUGAUUGAGGUAGCUGAAAUGCAUGGGGAACUGAUUGAAUUCAAUGAGAGGCUGCACCGUGCUCUGAUGGCUAAAGAAGCUCUCGUGUCCCAGAUGAGACAAGAACUAAUUGAUUUGAGAGGGCCGGUCCCUGGAGAUUUGAGUCAAACAUCUGAAGAUCAGAGUUUGUCAGAUUUUGAAAUAUCAAAUCGGGCUCUUAUUAAUGUUUGGAUUCCCUCAGUCUUUCUGCGUGGAAAAGCGGCUAAUGCUUUCCAUGUUUAUCAGGUUUAUAUUAGGAUAAAGGAUGAUGAAUGGAAUGUUUAUCGAAGAUACGCGGAGUUCAGAAGCUUGCACCAUAAAUUACAGAAUAAAUACCAGCAAGUCAGGACUUUUAACUUUCCACCAAAAAAGGCCAUUGGAAACAAGGAUGCAAAGUUUGUGGAAGAGCGACGCAAGCAGCUACAAAAUUACCUAAGGAAUGUAAUGAACAAAAUUAUUCAAACUGUGCCAGAAUUCACAGCCAAUCCCAAAAAAGAGACUCUUAUUCAGCUGAUGCCCUUUUUUGUUGAUAUUCCACCUUCUGGAGAACCAGUAAGCAAAAGCAAUCGCUCAAGAGUGACUACACGCUUCCCCAAACUCUCUCGCAACCAUCAGAGAGAGCCACGAAGCCUGGAACCUCAGAGCGGUGAUCUUUGACCCUUUUUUGUAAUUGUGAAUGCUGGCACCACGUACUUUAAGUUGUUCUGUCAUUCCUUCCCAGCCUAUAUUUAUCAUUUAAGCUCCUGAAGAGACUACAGCUGCAUCAACUUAAAUCCUGAAAGGAGACAUUCAUUACGAAGGGUCAUAUCCUGAGUAACUACUUUGGAAGGCAGUAAUCACUUUCUCAAAAGAAUACGAGGGCUCUUCACGAGGGCUCAGCAAACUGAUAGGCAUUUUGUUUUGUAAAGCUGCAUUGCACAUAUUCUCCUUUGUUCUUCUGAAGUUCUUCUGUUACUACGAGUUCCUUGUUUCUAUUGUGUUGUCUCCCUUUUGAUAUGUACAUUUUUCUGUUCCAGAGAGACAUGGGUAUCAUGUCAAGACAAUUUUUUUCCUUAGAAGAACAGUUGUUAUUAUCACUACUUACUAUGUCAGAAAGAUGUGCUUAAAAGAACCUCACUAAUUUAUUACCUUUUGUAAAUAGAGACUGGUGUUUUUUUAUUGUAAACCUCUGAUACACAAAGGUUUUUAAAAAACUUGACGAAGUAGAUGACAAGGGAAAAACAUUAUAGGUGGAAAAACAGCUUUUGUACAUUUCUAGUUAGAUAUUCUCAAUAGCUUUCAUUUGAGGGAAGUAAUUCUUUAAAAUCAGAGAAUGUAAUAAUAUUUUAGUGAAAUUUCAGUCUUGCUGUAAGGCUGGGUGCAAUAUUAUUGAUUUCUAUAAGCCACCACAAGGAUACACAAAAAUUAGCAUGGUACAAAACAGUGUUUUCAAGUCUUGGGUUAUAUUUUGUUAUUAAUUUGUUGCUGAUGUUACAGAAUGGUCCAUCAUUAGCAGGGCAGUGUGGAAUUCUUACUCUGAUUUUGUAAAAUCCUUCACAUGGUGAUACUUAAAAAUUGCCUGUAAUCAAAGUGCCUGUUACCCAUCACCUCUUAUUAAAAAGUAAUUUGUGAUGGUACUAGAGUAACUAAAAAAAUUGGCAAGAAUUAUUACAAGUGAUGGAAGUCCUGACACGGAUGAACUGGAAUCCAGUUCAGUAUCCAUUAGCUGCACUGCCGUAGGCAGUUAAUUAUAUGUUAGCUAUCUUCUUCUCUUCAUUAAGUUCAAGCAGUGUGCAUUCAAAUUUUCUAUCAGUUGUAUUCUGGUUUUCCUUUGUGUAAGAACAUCUUUCUUCUCAGAAGUUUUUUUGGAUAAUGCUACUUAAAUUGAUGUAUCUUGUCAUUUUAUUAUCCAUUCAUUAUAUUAAAUUCUCAAUGUCAGUAGAUAUUGGAAUCUAAUAUUACCCUUCAGAAAAAACCAAACUGAUGAUUAAUAAUAGAUCUUUUACCUCAGUGUUUUACUAAAGUUCUAGCGAACUGGAACUUCGGUUCUGCAAACCUGUGGUUAUCGUAUAUUGUUUAGUCAGGUAAGUGGUCCAGUCAUUUUCAGUGGCACUUCUUGAGUGAGUAGGGGUUCAUUACACACCGUGAGUAACAUCAGUGGGCUGGUGCCUGAGCGUGAGCCCCAGGUGCUGGAUUCCUACCACUGAAAUAAGUAGUUUAUAGAUUGCACUGAAUAGCAGAAUGUGGCAAAGAGGAGUGGAAUUCACUCUUCAGGUCAAAAUUUCAGUAGAUUAAAUACCACAAAGUAAAAUCAUGUCACAGAAAUGAAACAAUAUUGCUCAGUCAGUAAGAGAUCUCAUUUACAAAAUAAAUAGAUAGAUAAAGAGAAAACCCAAAAGGCCAGCCUGGGAGCUAGCUGAUUUGUUUUUAUUAAAAGAUGAAUUACUGUUGGUGUUUUGUGUGAACUACAGUGGGACAUCUAUUUAAGAAGAAAGGAAAAUUAGUAGCUUGCCAGUUAAUGCUUCUCCAGACUCUUCAGUCUGAUACACUGCUGGUAGUUUAGUUUGUUGUUGUUGGAAAGAAAAGUAGCUAUAAUGAUGGUCCCACUUUGAAACAAUUCUAAAUUCAUUUUUCAGAAAGUGGAGACUUGCUUAGUAGAAAUAUGACACACAUCUAUUAACAUUGAGUUGCAAGUAUAUCCGAAAGAAAACACUCUGUGGAAACCUUUGUGAUGUACCUGUCACAUGAAGCUGUAUUCAUUUUCAGGAAAUAGUUCACAGAUUAAAGCACUCCUUAAUCAGAAAGCUGCCAAUGGUAAGAAAUCUCCUAGUGCAGACUAAAAUGAAUUUUUUUUUUUUUUUUCAGUUUAGAAGGAAUUUUUCGUACCUACAUUUGGCUCUUCAUUAUUUCAUUCCUAAUUAUCUUGCUUGUAAUUUUAAUGUAUGUACGUAGAUCUCAUAAAAAUACUAAACUUGUUUACUGUGUACAAAUUGUUCUUUGUUAACUUUAGCUGAAUUGUGUAUCAGCUCCUAAGAUUACUGUCUGCAAACAGUGUUCACUUUGUGAUAUCUUAAUGGAUGCAUUACUAAUCCAUUUAAAAGCUCACCUGUGGUUUCUCUAAAAUUUCAGAAAAUAAUUGUCUUUCUUCACAAGAUAGCCUUCCCACUUUUUAUGGUUUAACUUUAUGUGGUUAUUUUGAAGAUCAGUGAGGUCCUUGCAUGACUGCAAGUAGAUACCUAGUGGUAUGAAUGCCCAAAUUUUUAGCACCUCAAGACAUUCUAAAAUGCCCUGUCUUUGAGAGAAUUGUACGUAUCUGUCACAAAUCCUGCUUCUUUUGUUUAUUUACCAGAAUACCAGCAGGUUGACCAGCUGGUAUUAAGAAUCCCAGAUAGUUAUAUUAUUCUUAUAAAAUACCUGUAGGUGUAAUAAUGAUUCUACCAGGUGAAUGAUUUUAUCAGUUUAUCCCCUGUCACCUAAUUCCAUGCAUGUAGUUACAAUUUUUGUAUAAAUCAAAUUUCCUUUGGUACUGACUGAUAGCUCUUAAACCCUUAUAUGUGAUCAGUGGCUGGUGCACAAUGAUGGGUUCAAUCAUUUCUGGUUGGCUCCCUUCAACAGCUCUGUAAUCACAGAAUAGAGGACUUGGGACAGGCUGGGCCCUGGGGUUGUUCCUGAAAGCCUCAGGCUACGGCCUGGUACGAGGCAGUGUAGAGGAAUUUGUAAUAUCGUUUCCAUUUCAGUCCUCUUUUAUCUUUAGAACUAUUAGGUCUCUAGGGCUGUUCAUCUGGAACCUUUAGUGACUAUUCAAAAUAAAUUGUAAAAACAAGUAGCAUUAUUUUUCUUUUAAUGCUCUUCUCCAGUCACAUGCAAAAUUAACUAUUUCCUAAGAAACAGAGGGUCAGCAAGGCUCUUCCAUCUUUUGCAGAUGUGAUUGUCUAUCAGUAUUCACCACAUAUUGACUAUGGUGUUUCAGAAUCUCAUUUAUUUAGAGAUUCUGUCAUUCGUUAUAGAGAAUGCAUUGUAUCGACUUGGGUUUUGCAUUAAAUCAAGCUUCUUAAUAAUAAUAAUAAAUUUCCAAGCUUUAUAUGAGGCAGGAUAUUGACAUAGUUAUAAAGGCUUAAACUGAUGCGUCCAUUAAGUCACAUACUCUUAGGAAGAUUAAUAAUUUUAAAGCCAGUCUUUUUAAUGGAAUAUAUUGUUGAUGUGAUAGUUGUAAUCAAACUAUGCUAUCUUACAGAACCUACUGCAAGUUAUAAAACAUGGUGAUUGGAUUAAUACAAGUAUUUAGAGAAAGGGCAUAAUGGUAUUAAAGAUCACUGGCUGAAAAGUGCGACCUAUUGCAAAGGUGAAUUUUUUUUGUUACAAAGUCAAGUUUUAUUGUGUAGAACAGUAUCUUCAUGGUAGCUGCCAAAUUAAAUAAGAACCUACUAACAAAUGGGGUUGACUGACUGAGAGCAGCAAGCUAGUAAUAAAUGAGACUUGGUGAGCUUCAAGUGAACUAGUGAUACUGUCUGUCAGGACAUAUUAAUGAUUUAAGAAUAGGAUAUUUUGUUAACAGAAUCAGUUAUUAGUACUUUCAGAUACGGAGUCAUUCUUUUUGCUUCAAAGAACACAGGGAUCUCAGUUCUGCUAUAAGUUUCAUGCCAUUUCAAAGGUUCAAACCCCCCACCCCCCAAAAAAAUUUUUUUUCAUCUAAUAACUUGUAAUUCUGAGGACAGAUAACACAUACCUGUGG